Molecule: messenger RNA, 978 nt
Organism: Ogataea philodendri
Lineage: Eukaryota; Fungi; Ascomycota; Pichiomycetes; Pichiales; Pichiaceae
Exons: 1
Coding region: 1-978 (325 amino acids)
Biological process (GO): translational initiation
Cellular component (GO): eukaryotic translation initiation factor 3 complex, eIF3m
Molecular function (GO): translation initiation factor binding; metallopeptidase activity; translation initiation factor activity
Source: RefSeq, a predicted model, not a curated record
AUGUCUUCUCCUAUUUUGCACAUCGUGAAGCCGAACGUGGCCACGCCUGUGAGCUCGGCCCCUGUUGGACCAGUCAAGGUCGUGAUACAGGCUCCGGCCCUGAUGCAGUUGAUCGACGCCGUUUACAUGGACAACGAAGAGAACCUAACGCAAAGCAGAACCAUCGGUACCCUUUUGGGAACCCGUUCAGAUGACGGAUCUGAGCUCGAGAUCAAGGAAUGUUUCAUUGUCCCGCACAAAGAAGAGGCCGACCAGCUCACCAUUGAGGAAAGCUACCAUAUUUCAACGUACCAGUUGCUCAGAAGAGUAAACCCUGAAUUGUUGAUCGUGGGAUGGUUUUCCACCAACCCGGUGCUGGAUUCGUUCACAGGUCUGUUCCAGGAAUUCUACUCCAAAAGCUCGUGUUUCCCGCACCAACCAAUCCACCUGACAUUGCAAUCCAAAGAUGACAACGGAGACAUCAUUUCUCCAAUCCUGAAAACAUACAUCUCUUCUCCCGUUGGGCUUCCUUCCGGCUCGAGUCUGGUCAACCAGCUGGGAAUCGACAAGAUCGGCUCCUACGCGUUCACCCCGGUUCCCAACGAGAUCGCGUACUCAAACUCCGAGCUCAACACGCUGAAAUAUCUUAAUAAGGGAGUCAAGUCUGACUCCAGAACCGUCGACUUGACCGGCCACGACGAGCUCAAACAGAUUCUCGCUUCUGUGUCCGACGUUUCUUCCUUGCUCGACACCCUCAAAGCCUACGUGGACAAGGUCACGGCCGGUGAGAUCCAGGGUGACCAGAACGUUGGAAAAAGUUUGCUGGAGUCGCUCAACACACAGCCCAGCUCCAUCGACCCUGCACAGAUGCAAAUCAUGCUCCAGAACCACAUUGACGAUGCCUCGCUUGUCGAGUACCUGGCUUCCUGCGUGAAGCAGCAGCUCGACCUCAGCGCCAAGCUCACCAACUUCAUGACUCCUGAGGAAAGCGCAAAAUAG